Messenger RNA from Colletotrichum chrysophilum, 1755 nucleotides. RefSeq lists its product as uncharacterized. The transcript is spliced from 2 exons. Gene Ontology annotation, molecular function: oxidoreductase activity, acting on paired donors, with incorporation or reduction of molecular oxygen; heme binding; monooxygenase activity. Bases 1 to 1755 code for a protein of 584 amino acids. The record is from RefSeq and is a predicted model, not a curated record. NCBI's taxonomy places the organism in Eukaryota, Fungi, Ascomycota, Sordariomycetes, Glomerellales, Glomerellaceae.
AUGGCAGACAUGUUGAAACCCAAUACGUCCGUGCCAUGGAUGGGCGUUCUAGGCCCUUUCAUCGCGGUGUUGCCGCUUCUUUAUUCCCUUUAUCGAUACCUCCUGCCGAAGCCCAUUCCUGGAAUCCCUUAUAAUAAAGACGCCACGAAGAGUCUCCUCGGCGAUAUCCCUCAGAUCAAGAAAGAAUCUCCCGGCAAUAUCUUUAACUGGAUCUCAGCCCAGUCUCGUCGCCAUAACAGCCCCAUCUUCCAAAUCUGGCUGGGCCCUUUUACGAAACCUGCUGUCGUCGUUGCCGAUUUCCGCGAGGGCCAGGAUAUUCUUCUGCGCCGAAAGGAGUUUGACCGCUCUAACUUUAUGAGUAGUGUCUUGUCCGGCGAGGCAAAUUCUUUCCAUAUUACCUUGAAGACAGGCCCACAGUGGAAGGCUCAACGUCGCUUACUUCAGGACUUGAUGACUCCGGCAUUUCUCCACAGGGUCGCGGCUCCGAAUAUCUACAAGAGUGCCUUGCGCCUCGUAGAUCUCUGGAGAAAGAAAGCGCAUCUUGCCGAUGGGAAGUCAUUUUCAGCAGAGCAUGAUGUCUUCUACGCUGCCCUAGAUGCCGUCUUCGACUUCGGAUUCGGCGACGCUGCCGAGAUGAGGGCCCUCAUUCCUCAACUUGAGGCGUUAGCAACUACCAAUGUCGAAGCCUUGCGAAAUGCAGCAGUCGACAAAGAGGUGUUGAGCUUUCCAACUGCUCCAAUCCAUCCUGCGCUCGAAGCAACCCUACAGGGUGCAGAUAACAUUGGUGGAGUAGCCGAGACUGGGUUUCCAAGGCUUGCAUGGUCAAUCAUUGGGCUUAUGCCUAGUAUCCGUCGGACAAGAGCUGUACGAGACAAGUUUCUUGUGGAUCAGGUCUUGCAGGCGUCGGAGAGAUUCAAACUCCAAGUUCAGAAUGCUGGCGACGAAGAAAAACAUGUGACGUCCGCAAUUGACUUGAUGGUUCGACGACUGAACGGGGUUGUGGAGAAAGAAGGCCACCUUCUCCCCAACUGGAUCGAGACCAUGAAGGACGAGACUUCCGGCUUCAUUGUUGCCGGGCACGACACGACGAGCACGACUCUGUGCUGGGGUCUGAAGUACAUGGCGGAUGAUCAAUCAGUUCAGCAAAGACUCUUCGACAGUCUCCGAAGCUUUCACUCAGCUGCUGCGACCGAAAAUCGACUCCCUACACAUUCCGAGAUUUGCGACGCGAAGAUACCGUAUCUAGACGCAGUCAUUGAAGAGAUGCUUCGACUUGCCCACACAGCAGCCAGCCAGGAUAGAGAUUGCAAAGAAGACACUAUCAUCCUAGGCCAUGCCAUCCCCAAGGGUACCCUCGUGAUGAUCCCGAACAAGGGUCCCAGUUUCACCGAGCCAGGCUAUGAGAUCGAUGAACGCCUACGUAGCUCAUCUUGCCAAAAGGCAGCCAAGGACUUUGGUCUGAGAGUCUGGGACAGCCACGGGAUGGAGAAGUUCAGACCGGAGCGCUGGCUUAUACGGAAUGAGAAGGGCGAGGAUGAGUUCAAUGCUGCUGCUGGUCCAACCCUACCCUUUGGCCUUGGACUUCGAGGCUGUUUUGGACGGAAGUUGGCAUACAUGGAGAUGAAGCUGUUGGUCACCACCCUGGCGUGGUCAUUUGAGUUCCAAAAGUGCCCGGAGAACUUGUCGAGUUACAAGAGCAUUACAAGCCUCACACGGAAGCCUGUUCAGUGCUAUGUGCGCUUGAAGCUUCGUUGA